CUGCGCAUGUGCCGCAGGGCGCGCAGGGAAUCGGGGCGCCGUCCCGGAGCCGGGCGGGGUUUGGGCUACUCGUGAGUUGGCAUCGCUGUCUGAUGCAGAGUUUAAUGGACGUGCUUGAGCUGCUCAAGGUUUGAGAGGCCUAAAGCCAGACUAGAACUUAAAUAGAAUGGAUACAUACUUUAAAGCUGCAGUCUGUGACUUGGACAAACUACUGGAUGAAUUUGAACUGAAUACAGAUGAAUGCGACCUCUCCAGAGCUCCUCAAAAUCCAUAUGAUUCAAAACACCGUUCCCUUCCUCUGGAUUUGGGUUUCUUGCAACAUGUAUACCCAACGCAAAAACCACAGGAGAAUGCUAACAGCUGUCCCGCGUCAGAAGAAAUCUCUCAAGCCAGCCACACCAGACCAAAUGAAGGGAUUCCGAAUUGUUCAUCACAAAAUGAGAGGAGUGUUUCUGGGCCUGAUAUUUUGACCAUUGUGAACAGUGCUUCCUCAGAAGGAAGUCAGGGUUCAAACCUGAAUUCAAAAGUGUAUGAUCCCAGAGAUGAGACAGCUUGUGAAAAAUUGCCUUCUGAGCCACAAGAUGGAAGCAUGUGCUCUCCAGUGAGUGAAGAGACACAUGGAGGAAAUACUGCAGAAUGUGUGACCUUGGAAGAUCAGUGUAAAAUGGAAUCCAUGCCUUCAAAUCUGCCACAUACACAUCAGUUGGACAAAAGCCAUGGAACAUUGCCUGAAAGUCAUGCUUUACAAGGCUCUAUGUGUCAAACAGGGGCUGAAGUAGAACUAGAAGAGCAAAUUACAGAAGAGAAUGUGGGUAGUGAAAAAGUUGCUGGCAGUGAAGUACUAAACAGUGCUUUACCUUUAUGUGAAUCAGUCGAGGAUGUCCAGACGUCACUGCUACAUCUUCCACCACUUCCUGUAUCUCCAUGUGGUUCCUCAGUUGUAACAGAAGAAAAAGUUAAUUCUGUACCUCAGGAUGAAAUAGCAGAGGUUAUUAGUGACACUUUAACAACUGAUCUCUCUGAUUGUGAGUCCUGCAAAGAGACUGACUUACAUGAACAGGAAGGAUAUCUAACUAAAAUCAACCAAAUUAUUGUAGAAAAAAGUGAUGGAGAGACAUGUAAUACUGAGAAUGUAAUUGAUGAUAGUGAUUCUGAUCAAGUCAAAGCUAUUGCUUCUACUUUUAUGGAAUAUGAAGCUGAGCCAUAUGGCAUUGAUAUAGACUGUUACUAUGAUGAAAGUGUGAGCCAAACUGUAGCUAACUUUACUGUUGAGGAGAGUAUUAUUGAAAGUAAUACUCUUGUAAGUGAUGCAGAGCUUGAUGAAUUCUUGUAUGGGCAAAGUCAUCUGUCCAGUUCAUUGAAUUCUUUAAGCAAUAGUAAUAACUUAAUGGCAGCUGACACAGAAAGGAAUCUGGGGGAUGAGAACCUGGAUUUCACACAGGUUACUGAAGAACAUGCUCUGACAAAACUGGAGGAUAUAACUAGCAUCAGUAGCAAUCUUGAAGUCUGUCUUGCGGCCCAUAAGUUGAAACCUCCACCAGAGGAGAGUGCAUUUCAUAUUCAAAAUGUGUCUGAGCGUGAUAGUGAGGCACAGGUUUCAAAGAUUCCUAAUGAAGGUGCAAGACCAAAGCUGUUGUGUGACAGUACGCAAGGAAAUGUUCAGAGACAACUGAAUCAAACACAUGUGCUUGAGAGAGCAGUUACUGCAGAAGCUCCCUUCUCAAGGAACAGCAUUACUUCUGACGAAAAUUCUGAACCUGCUGGGGAAAUUGGCACUGAAGCAAGAAAAACUUUUCAAAGCGUAGAAUCACUAAAAACACCUGCAGCUCUUCUGCAGAAACAGCCGUUGUGGGUUCCUGAUUCAGAGGCACCCAACUGCAUGAACUGUCAAGUGAAGUUCACCUUUACAAAAAGACGACACCACUGUCGUGCAUGUGGAAAAGUUUUUUGCGGUGGUUGUUGCAAACGAAAGUGCAAACUACAGUACAUGGAAAAGGAAGCAAGAGUCUGUACUCGCUGCUAUGAUGAUAUUAAUAAAGCACAGGCAUUUGAAAGGAUGAUGAGUCCAACAGGUCCUGCCCCUAAUUCCAGUGUCUCUGAGAAUUCUUCUGCUCCACCUCUGCAGGAAGCCUGUAUAAGUGGUAGUGCCAGCUGCCCCUUAUUUUCUUCACCAUUACCCAUUUCAGCACUUAAACAAUCUGAUAAUGAAGAGUUAUGCCCCAAAGAACAGAAGAGAGUUUGGUUUGCAGAUGGUAUUUUGCCAACUGGCGAAGUGGCAUAUACAACAAAGCUUUCAUCUGGAGCAAAGAGGUCGUCCCAGGACACAGUACACCCUGAUGUGCCAGAGCUGCAUAUGGGUGCAAAUGCAGAGGAAGAUGACAUACCCACUGAUGUAAAUUCAAAACCAAAAGAAGAAAUGGAUGUUAUCACAAGAACAGAGGGAUUAUGUCCUUCUGUUCUUCCAGAGGAUGCACAACAGACCAUUUCCAGCCAGAGCGAGAUGAUUGAUAGUGAUAAAUCUGUGACUCCAGACACUAAAGAGUGUUCUUCCACCACGGAAUCUGAGAAGGCUAGAACUAAUAUAGCAGAUUGGGCUAAAAGUGAUACGCCUGUUAGUCCUACAAGUUACAGAGCACUUUGUGGUGUUGAAAACUGUGUUCGGAAAAACGUCAGCCUUCUUCCAGAUGGUGAUAAACUGCCACCGCUUCUGCUUGCCAUGGGUGAAAAAGGAAAAGAUCCCCUAGUGGAAGAAAAUCUGUCACACCAACAGGUCGCCUUGCUUCUUGAGAAAGGAGGUGCCAGUCCAUUAACUUUUAUCCUAAAUGCAAACUUGCUUGUGAAUGUCAAGUUAAUAUCUUAUUCUUCAGAAAAAUGCUGGUACUUCUCAACAAACGGGCUACAUGGUUUGGGGCAGGCAGAAAUUGUAGUUCUGUUGCAGUGUUUGCCUGAUGAGAAGACUUUUCCUAAUGAAAUAUUCAAAUUAUUUACUGACAUCUAUAAGAAUGCAGUAGAAGGAAAGUUAAUAAGAAACAUGGAAAAUGUGACUUUUAGUGAAAAUUUUCUCAGUAAUGAAGACCAUGGAGGAUUCCUGUUUGUUUCACCUACUUAUCAGAAACUUGAUGAUUUAAUGCUACCAGAUAACCCUUUUCUUUGUGGUAUUCUAAUCCAUAAGCUGGAAAUACCCUGGGCAAAAGUUUUUCCAAUCCGUUUAAUGUUGAGACUGGGAGCAGAAUAUGGGGUAUAUCCAACUCCUCUAGUAAGUUUCAGACAUCGAAAGCCACUCUUCGGAGAAAUAGGACAUACAAUUAUGAAUCUACUUGUUGACCUUAGAAACUAUCAAUAUACUUUGCAUACAAUAGACAACCUGUUUGUUCACGUGGAAAUAGGUAGGAGCUGUAUUAAAAUACCCCUAAGGAAAUAUAAUCAAGUGAUGAAGGUGAUAAAUUCCUCUAAUGACCAUGUAAUUAGCAUUGGAGCCAGUUUUAAUACUGAAGCAGAUUCUCACUUUGUGUGUGUGCAGAAUAAACAAGGUCACUAUCAUACGCAAGCAAACAGCACUAAUGAACACCCUCGAAAAGUUACAGGUGCAAGUUUUGUGGUAUUCAAUGGAGCCUUAAAGACAUCUUCGGAAUUUCUAGCUAAAUCCAGCAUAGUUGAAGAUGGAUUAAUGGUCCAGAUAACACCAGAGACAAUGGAAAGCCUACGUCAAGCAUUAAGAGACAAGAAAGACUUCAAAAUAACUUGUGGAAAAGUGGAUGGAGAAGGUCUAAAAGAAUAUGUAGAUAUUUGCUGGGUGGAAGAUGAAGAAAAAGCAAACAAAGGAAUUUUAAGCCAAGUGGAUGGAAAAUCGAUGGAAGGAACUCAGAGUGAAAAAAUAGCACACACCAGAGACUUUGAAAGAAAAGGAAAAGUUGUGAAGUGUACUGAAGUGUAUUAUUUCCUAAAGGACCAUGAACUACCCAGUCCUGUUCAUCUCCAGUUUGCUAAAGACAUCGCUGCUGCCUGCUGCUCUGCUCUUUGUCCACACCUUAAAACCCUGAAGAAGAAUGGGAUGAAUAAGAUAGGCCUGAGAGUUUCAGUUGACUCAGAUAUGGUUGAGUACUUGGCAGGAUCUGGGGGUCAGCUUUUUCCACAGAAGUACCUGAAUGAACUGGACAAAGCUCUGAUUCCUGUGAUCCAUGGUGGGAUGUCAGAUCCUGCAAGCUUACCGCUGAAAAUGGAAUUAAUGUUUUUCCUUAUGGAACAUUUAUUUUGAGACCAAUUUCUGGCAAGAUACUGGUUCGCUAGCUCUGAACACCAAAGCUCAGUGCGUCAAACACUAAAGAUCAAAUUUUCUAAAACUGUUUUGAUUUUAAUGGAUUUUGAAACUAAAUUUAAACAAAACAGGAAUCUAACUUCCAUUUGUUACUUUACCACAGAAGCAAGUGUAGUUUGUAAUGUUCUCUAACGUUCUGAAACUUUACACUUAAUACAGCUGCAGAAGAAGGCAGUUGCUUACCUCUGUACACUACUGUAGCACUUACAUUGUUUAGUGUAACUUCCAGCCAUGCUAUCUUGCCUCUUAACAUCAGAUAAGUAUUAAAGAAAUUGCUGCAGUCAGAUCUAA
Messenger RNA from Lagopus leucura (white-tailed ptarmigan), 4606 nucleotides. RefSeq names its product zinc finger FYVE-type containing 16 (gene ZFYVE16). Gene Ontology annotation, biological process: endosomal transport; protein targeting to lysosome. NCBI's taxonomy places the organism in Eukaryota, Metazoa, Chordata, Aves, Galliformes, Phasianidae. Gene Ontology annotation, molecular function: metal ion binding. The transcript is spliced from 20 exons. The record is from RefSeq and is a predicted model, not a curated record. Bases 167 to 4255 code for a protein of 1362 amino acids. Gene Ontology annotation, cellular component: early endosome membrane.